AUGGCCGCUCUCACAAUGUCUCCCACGACCGUGCGCCAGCCCUUUGCGAGCUUGGAUACACCGCGCAUGCGACCCUUGCUCAAGGCAAAGAUGAACCUUAAAAACCAACAAAAUGGCACGAUUCUGUCUGGCAAGAGGCAACCCCUCUCGGAGGUGGACACCGAGAACAUCGACCCCACAACCUUGAAGUCCUCGACAAAACGCAAGCGUGGCGCGGAUGAGGACGAGCAUGAGCCUGUCAAGAAUACUAGCAAGCCCUUGAAGUCCUCGCGGAUCACGUUGACAACCGUGAAGUCCAAUGCGGCUCCUCACAUCCCAACCACGCCCCCCAAGGCAUCCCUGUCUACCCCCAAAUCCGCUCCCGCCCUUAAACCGGCGGGACGCUCCCCACAGGCCAAACCGUGCAAGCCAUUCGCUCGUCGCUCGACCAUUGCGAAGAGCCGUCCUGAGCCUGCAAGCAAAAAGAGUGUCCAUCGUCCUUUUUCCCUUGCUGCAGCACUGGCAAGUGGCAAGCCAACGAGUCAACCGACCUCCAAGGCUCCCUCUGGCUGGUCUUUCGACAUUUAUGUAGAUUCAGAGCAAGAGGAGAUGACCAACCUCAUGCAACACUCAACCUGUGUGCUAGAUAUCAGUGAUGACGAAGGCAAGGGGGAAUCGGCCACCCGAGGCAAGGAGAAUAUCCCUCCUGCCGAACUCGGAAUCGACCUUCCUCGCUCUCGUCAACGGGAAUCCCCCGCUGCUGCCGCCCGCAAAUCCGUCAUGAUGGAAGAAUCUCGUGCUCCCCUCGGCGACCUGAUUGCCGCUGACUACUAUGGCGAAGACUGCCACACUUUCUCUUAUGCCGUCGUCUAUGACGACGAGGAAACCGAUGCCACGCCCGCCAAAAAAGCGCUUCUUCCCACUUUGCCUCGAUCCUGCCCUCACAGCCGCAGCAAACUUUCCAGUGUCUCAUCGAUUUCAUCAUUACUUGAAGCGACCACGCCUGAGAAGCAGGUCAGGGACGCCAAGUCCGGACCAUCAGAGGCGGAGGUUGAAGUCUGGGAGAGUGGAAGCGCUGUGGAUGAGUCUACCUAA
Molecule: messenger RNA, 1074 nt
Organism: Aspergillus nomiae NRRL 13137
Lineage: Eukaryota; Fungi; Ascomycota; Eurotiomycetes; Eurotiales; Aspergillaceae
Exons: 2
Coding region: 1-1074 (357 amino acids)
Source: RefSeq, a predicted model, not a curated record